AUGAAUCUACUGAAAUUCCGCUCAAUUCUUCGAAAAUACCGAUUCAAAAUUUAUUUUAAACGAGUUGUAAAAUCUCUGGCCAUCCUUUUUCUGAUUCUAAUUGUUCUAUUAUUCAAAUUCCUAAUUUUCUGGUCAUUCGAGGAGACGGGACCUCGGGUAGAUUUACUACAGUAUAGCCACACAUUUAUACAUUCUGCAUAUUAUUUCCCAGUUUCCAAAUCUCUUGGUAAGAAUGCAAUUGCAAUUGUGACAACAAUGAAUAAACGGACCGCUUCAAAAAUCACAAACUACAAAAUAAACCUAAUUGGGACCAACAAGACAAUGCAAAUGACUCAAGAGGCAACAUUGACAACAGAACACGCUCUAAACGAUCGUUGUGACUAUUCUCUGAUCACUGCCCAAACCAAUUUAGUAGAGCGAAUGGAAAAAUUGGAAAUUGAGGCCGAUGGAGUUGUCAUGGAGGUUCCAUUCCGAAAGACUAAAUACUCGGCGCCGAAACCUGUGGUUUUUUGUGUUUCCCCGCAAUUUGCAGCUGAGCAAUGGCAGACAUUUUUAGUACAGAUCCACAUUUCAAAGAGAUACGGUGCUCACUUGCAGCUUUACAUUGUCUCAAUGGUCGAGUCUUACUAUAAACUAAUCAAAGAAUACGAAAAACUGGGUCUCGUCUCAAUUGAACCAUGGCUCACCAUAAAGUUUCCGGUGACCGAUGGCCCAUAUUUGGAGCCAAAUCGAAAUGUGGAGCUCCGAAAUCAAGCGGCAGCUCAUACAGACUGCUUAUUAAUGUAUAAGGAAGCUGUGAGCUUUGUUGGGAUUCUGGACAUGGAUGAUAUUCUGAUUCCAACAAAUGCGAAUUCUUACUAUGAGGAAUUCGAAAGGGAGUAUGGUGGUAGUUGGGAGAUCAGUGCUCUUCACUACGACAAAUUUGACUACCGUACUAUAAAAACUGGAGAUCUGAACACCCAAACUAUUAGUUCCAUGGUCAAAAAUGCACGGAGAUUGAAGACAAAGGAUGCUGGAAAGUCAUUUCUACGUCCGGAGAGAUUCAAUUCAACUUGGUCCCAUUAUUCAAGAAAUUCGGAUCACAAACCAAUUUAUCUGACUGCUGGUCAAAAUCCAAUAUACUGGUACAAGAAAUUGGUCACCACGAAUGGAAUAUUUCAUUUGAAGAAAAUGGAUUACAUUGAUUCGAAGAAAAUACCUGGAGGCGCGUUGCCGGUGAAUCCCGGAGAUAAUAUUACAGAAUUAAUUACUGAGAAACAUUUGAAAGAGAUUGAUGAGGAUUUGAAGGAAAUGCUCCUCCACCCGGACAUCUCCAAUCUGGCUUCCACAUUACCCCAAUCCGAUUUCUACAUGGAUAUCGUUUUCUCAUGUUACAACGAAUCCUUCUAUCACAUUCGUGAUACCAAAUGGCUCUACAAUGACAUCACAUGUGUGAAUGCCUUUGAUUGUGAACUUCCUCAACGAGAAGAUAUGCCAUGUGUCCAUUCAGAUGCCACGUAUCACUCCGGACCAUCAAUGUUCCCUAUUACAUUCCAUUAUGCUACUGACUCUUUCUUCUCUAGAGAUAUCGGUUGUUAUCAGUAG
Messenger RNA from Caenorhabditis briggsae, 1584 nucleotides. The transcript is spliced from 7 exons. Bases 1 to 1584 code for a protein of 527 amino acids. NCBI's taxonomy places the organism in Eukaryota, Metazoa, Nematoda, Chromadorea, Rhabditida, Rhabditidae. The record is from RefSeq and is a predicted model, not a curated record.